Molecule: messenger RNA, 744 nt
Organism: Aspergillus saccharolyticus JOP 1030-1
Lineage: Eukaryota; Fungi; Ascomycota; Eurotiomycetes; Eurotiales; Aspergillaceae
Exons: 2
Coding region: 214-666 (150 amino acids)
Source: RefSeq, a predicted model, not a curated record
ACUUUACGAGGCAAGCUCAAGGAGGUCUUUGACACAGUGACAGCGGAAGGCAGACAAAGAACCCAUACAAGCUCCAUGGAACGUGUGCACUCAUUGUCUUUAACAACUUGACAAUCCGAUUGAAGUAAACAAUGAACAGACGGAGUUGACAUACUAGGAGCCCAUCCCAACACAGCGCAGUGGUCAGCCUUAUAACAACGGAACAUUGACAGAAUGGCACCCGUCAGAUCACUACAACUCAUCAUCCCCCGGUCCCGCCGCACUCUAGAACUCUAUAUCUUCUUAGUCGACCGAGACACCGGCGCCGGCGACUCCGAUUGGAGGCCGGACUGGUUCAAGUACCAGAGAAUACUCGCAGAGGGAUUCUGUAGGAUGCGGGCACAAAAUCCCGACUUGAAGGUGAUCUUUGGCGAGGUUCAUGCUGGUCGGUGGGGGAGAGUGUACCGGGAGCUGCUGGUGCCCGCCGGAGGGGUGGAGUGCGAGUGCGUGCAGUCAUUUCUGCUCACAGAUGAUGCAGGGGAGAGGGUCGUCAGGACGAAGGAGUUGAUUCGGGAGCUGUGGGGACCGCUGUGGGAACCAGCCAGGGACGAAGACUCGGGGCCUGCGACGAUGAUGGAGGAGCCAGAGGACGUGGCGUCUCUACUGGACCGACUUCUUCUUCUUUGAGAUUGCGAUGAUGCAAAUGGCUCUUGAUUUUCUUCUGGAAUCAGUGCUGAGCUCCUUGUCUGAAUUGGUAGUUAGUAU